This is a messenger RNA of Drosophila montana, 3710 nucleotides long. RefSeq names its product dilatory (gene dila). The transcript has 9 exons. Gene Ontology annotation, cellular component: centriolar satellite. The coding region runs from base 113 to 3670 and encodes 1185 amino acids. Gene Ontology annotation, biological process: regulation of centrosome duplication; cilium assembly; intraciliary transport involved in cilium assembly. The record is from RefSeq and is a predicted model, not a curated record. Lineage: Eukaryota; Metazoa; Arthropoda; Insecta; Diptera; Drosophilidae.
UGUGGCGCAGCCGUCAGUGCGGCUAAAAGCCAGAGAGAAAGGAGACCCUGUCUAAAUGAAAAGUGAAAAGCGUGUGUUUUAGGUGCGCCGUGUGCUAAAUUUGGGUGCUAUUAUGGAUUUAUGUCUUAGGGGCUCACAGAUUAACCUCGCCGCAAGACAAAAAUCGAAGCCCAAAUACAAUAGUCGCUCUCUCACGACUCUCCACAAUUCUGCGCCACAUUUUCGUCCACGUUCCGCCAACUUUCUGCAGCAGCGCAGUCGCUCCUCGCCCUUCCUGGGGCGGCCACAGUCGGCGGAUCCGAAAUUUGGACGCAAGCUGAGCGUUUACUUUGGCGAAAAGGAGCUGCGACAUAGCAAACACCGUCAAGUCUCUUCCACGGAUCUUCUAAAAUCGCUGCUGGAGGAGCCAAUCAAGCGCAGCUGGUUGUGCCGUAGCGCCUGCAACUCUUCCACCGACGAUCAAUCGGAUUUCUCGCAGAAAUCUCCGCACAGCAGCGAGGGCGAGCAGCUGGAACGUUUUCUGGUCAGCAUGCCGGGCGCUGAGAAGGUCAAAUCCUAUGCUUCCAACUGGUCAACCGGCCAGGGACUGAGUAAUGCUGCGCUCCUGCAGAAGACUGCCAAGCCGGAUCUGCCGGGUCGCGUAUCCUUCAGCAAGCCCAACAGCCAGCAGAACGAUGUGGACUCCAGUGAUUGUGACAACGAUAAGCAGGAGAUGCUCAUGCGCGCCGGCAGCAGCGGUAGCAUCUCGGCGCCAGGUCCCCUCACACUGCCCAGCUUCAACUACAACAACAAUAACCACAGCAGCAACAACAACAGCAACAACAACAACAGUGGCAACAAGCUGGAGCCCAGCGAUGCCAGCGGCCAGAAGAAGUCCGUGCACUUUGGCGCGCCGGCUUCGGGCAGCGGCAGCGCCGAGGUGCUGGCCGAGACCUACGAGUAUCCCAAGUGCCCAUCGGAGAACUGCACCUGCAGCACGCGUUCCUCCUCCACGGCCAGCACCAACGAGGCUGCCGCGGAUGUCAAAUGCGCCUGCGAUGCGCCCAGCUGUCGCUAUGCGGAGCCUAAGAGCCAGCUGCCGCUGUCGCUGCCACCGCCACUGCCUAUUCCCAAGUCAGCCACGCCAGAGCUAAAUGUCAUCAGGGAGUACAAGCAAGCGGUGGGCGUGUCGCUGGACAAAAGCCCCAAGCCGCUGGAGCCCUUGAAUAACAUGGAGCUGCCCAAUUAUAUGGACAAGUAUGCGGCGCAGGCCAAGGACAAGCAGAACAAUCUCUCCGAGAAGAAUCUCAGCGCAGCUAAUGGCAGCAACAACAACAACAACCACGGUCAAGUUAGCAGUGGCGCCUCAUAUCGCCCAGCCGGACAGCGCAAUUUCGGUGCUGAGAACAAUUUUCUGCCCAUUGUCCAGGAGGAUCGGCGGCAUUUGGGCAACAGCAGCGAUUCCGUGAUUAGUAAUUAUUUAAAAAUCGCUGCCACGCCUCCAUUUGUGGGCAAGAAAAAGGAGAACGUGAAGCCCGCCAGUGCGGAGUCGAGCACCAGAAACAACCACAACAACAACAAAUCCAAAUUUCUAGCCAAGAGCACAACAAUCAGCCUGUCCACCGGCGGCAAGCUGAAGAAAGCCGUCAGCGUGGGCAGCCUGCGUGAGGAGCGAAAGCUGAGUGAAUACAAUUUGGACAAGGUCGACAGCUGGAUGAGCAUGCAGGAGCAGAAGCAGGCGCUAGCACAGUUUGAGGAACUGCAUAAACAGGGCCUGGAUGAGCUGGACGAGGCCAAUGACAAUGACAAUGAUAGCGCCUCACAGUUGUCGCUCAAAUCGAAUGACGAUUCCAGAGGCUCCACCUACGACGAGAUUGUGUCCGUCAUCAAGGAGAUUGAGGAGGACAAGAAGCGAGAUAAACAUUUUUCAGACAACUUUGCGGAACGUUUGCCCAGCGAGUUGAACCUAAAACUGGAUUCACGCGCAGACACAGCCGAAACGGUUAGUCAAAAUGGAGACAAAAUGCCCGAAAGUGGCGACAAAUACAAAGACAUUUUGGCCUAUCUCAAUAAUGUGGAGAGCAGCUGUGACAAAACGCUGAUGGAAACCCGUCGCUCCAUGCCGGACAGUAAUCGCUCCGAAGUGGAGUUUGUCGUGGAGCCCGAUGUGACCGAUGAGGUGCCCAAGCUCUCGGAGCUGCUGAUGAUUCCCAAUCAUCAGUUGGCGCGUCGCGUUAUUGCGCUCAGCCUACGGGCCAACGAGCUGGCCAAUGCCAUUCAUCUGUCCAAGGAGCAUGUGCUCCAGCUGCGCAGCGAGAAACAGAAAGCGCUGCGCGCCGAGAAGUCCAACAGUGCUGCGAAAAUACGUGAACAAAAGAAGCACUACGAAGAGGUUGUGACGCGUCAUCAAGGCUUCAUCGAGCAGCUGCUCAAGGAUAAGGGUUCGCUUUGCGAGAAGGUGGCCGCAUUGACGCGUCGCCUGGAGAGCCAGAAUCAGGCCUGGGAGCACCGACUGGAAACGGAAUUGACACGCGUUAAGGAGACAACAUUGGCGGGCGAGAAAAUACGCCGGGAGCGUUGGGUGCGCGAGAAUACCAAAAAGAUUAAGGAGCUCACAGUGAAAGGUCUUGAGGCGGAGAUCAACAAAAUGAACUGUGAUCAUCAGCGCGAGGUGACCGAACUGAAGCGUGCGCAUCAAAUGCAACUGUUGGACGCCCUAGAGGAGGCACGUCUCAAGCACGAGCAAAUCGAGCACAGCAUACGCGAGAGUUGUGCACAGGAUCGUGAGAGCAUUAUUGAAAAGGAACGCACCGCCAUCCGUGAGCGUCUCGAGCGUCAGCUGGAGGAGGAGCAGAAAACGCAGGCGGAGCUGCGGCAGAAGCUCGCCGAUGAUUUUGCCGCAGAACGUGAACGUCUGCAGGCGGAACUGCGGCAAAAGGAGUUGGACUAUCUGGCCAAGCGACAGGAGGUGCAGCGGGAACAGGAGAGCGAACUUGAGCAGGCAAAGUUUGAAAUGCAGGAGAAGAUGGCCAAGCAGGAGGAGAAAUAUCAGAACCGCAUCAACACCGUGGAACAGCAAUAUCUGGCGGACUUUGAGCUCUGGAAAACGGAAUACGAGAACAAGUGCAAGCUGGCGCAGUCGGAAAAGGAGAAUGCCAUAAGACAGCACUAUAGAGCCGAGCGAGAUCGCCAGCUGGACGAGCUGGUGGUGCGCAUGGAAGCGGAUGCCCUGCAAAGCGGCGAAGAGCACGAGCAGAAGUUGCAGCGUCUCAAGGAAAAGUACGAGAAGGAUUUGCAACUGGCGGAAAAUGUGGAAAAGUCGCUGCGAGAAAAGUAUGCAGAGACACGCGGCAAACUGGCCGAGGCGGACGCCCAGGUGCGCAACUGCCAGGCGGAGGUCAAGCAGCUGCAGCUGGAGCUCAGCCAUAGCAAAAAGAUGUGCGGCGACUUCAUCAACGAGCGCGACAAGCUGCGCGAUAAUCUCAAUGCGGAUAUACAAAGUGAGCUGGGCGUGCUCAAUGAACGCCACAAACAGGAAAUGGAUCAACUGCAGAAACGGGUGCAUCAGACCAUACAGCGUCAGGAGGAGACCAUUGAGGUGCUCAAGGGUGACAAUGAUCAGCUGCGGCAACAGUGCCUCAAAUUAAAUGCGGUCAUUCGACAACAGCGCAAAGAUUAUUGUGUUAAGUAGUUAGGAAUAACUUACAUAAAUAAUAAACAUAUAAACAAAA